Pseudoliparis swirei is the source of this 2497-nucleotide messenger RNA. It is a transcript of the gene vsig10, whose product is annotated as V-set and immunoglobulin domain containing 10. Gene Ontology annotation, molecular function: cell adhesion molecule binding. Lineage: Eukaryota; Metazoa; Chordata; Actinopteri; Perciformes; Liparidae. Gene Ontology annotation, biological process: cell-cell adhesion. The record is from RefSeq and is a predicted model, not a curated record. The coding region runs from base 228 to 1823 and encodes 531 amino acids. The transcript is spliced from 9 exons. Gene Ontology annotation, cellular component: cell-cell junction.
GCAGAGCCCGAAGCCACACCAUGUCCGACUGGUCACCUGUGUAGUGUGUGUGUGCGUUUGUGUGUGUGCUGUGGUUUAGAAUGGGCGGACUGGUGUCGCUGUGCGCUGCAGACAGGCUCACACAGGUGGAACAGGUGGACUAGUCGGACAGGUUUCACAAACCCUCUUGUUUCCUUUCCUUCCUCCUGUUCCGUCCGUGAGGCCAUGUAGACGGAGGAACACCUGUAAUGGCGGCCGUGACCGCCGCGGCGUUUCUACACCUUUGUCUGUGCGCCACAGCGGUGGUUUCGGACACCGGCCCCACGGACACGGCCGUGGCGGCGACCCCGGGCGACGUCGUUAUACUUCCGUGUUACACCGACGGUGACGUCACACCGACCCUCACGACGUGGGAGAAAGAUGGACGCGAGGUGGCGAGAGGCGACGCCUUCUCCCCGAGCCCCCCGCCCGCGGGGCGGCGCGUCGCGGUGACGUCAGACGGCAGCCUGAACUUCGGAGGGGUCGCGCGCGGGGACGAGGGCGCGUACCUGUGCAGCUCCACGCUGCCGGGCAACAACGUCUUCCACGCACGCGUCUCGCUGCAAGUGACCAGCGGUCCAGAUAACGUGUCGGCGUCCAUCAGCCCGGCCACGGCGCUGGCCAACGGGUCGCUCGUGGUGGUCCGGGGUUCCAGCGUCUCCCUCCGCUGCUCCGGCUCCUCCUACCCGGCCCAGCAGCUCACCUGGAGCUUCAGAGGAGCGGCGGCCGUCGACCGGUCGCUGGCGUCCUCCUCCGGGCCCCGGCUGGACUUCAGCAUCCAACACGUGCAGCCCGCCGCUCAGGGCCUCUACAGCUGCACGGCCCGCAACCCGGCCUCGGGUCAGGAGGUCAACACCAGCACUCAGCUGCUGGUGUACUACGUCCCGGACCGGCACCCUGAGUGCAUGUGGGCGCCGGCACAGGACCCCUCCCACACCCAGUUCAACUGCAGCUGGUUGGGCGCGUACCCCCCCCCGACGCUCCGCUGGUUGGGGGGCGAGGGGAGCCAGGGAGGCGUGUACGCAUCGGACUCCACGGAGAGCCUGUCGGUGACGCUGAACCGCUCCGUGCUGGCGGACGGGCAGACGCUGAGGUGCGCCGCCCGGCACCAGGCGCUGGCCCCGGGGACGGCGCCGUCGUGCUCCUUCACCCUCAAGUCUCCGUACCCUGAAGGCGAGCCGCUGGUCACGGCGCUGGAGGCGACCAGCGUCACGCUGACAUGCAUCGAGGCCGCCUCCCUCCCACCCGCCAGCACCACGUGGAGGCGGGGCCUCGGGCAGGACGCCGUGGUCGCCGGGCAGAAGUACGUCCUGUGGGAGGACGGCGCCGCCCUGAAGCUGCAAAUCCUCAACGUCAGCCGAGCCGACGAGGGCGUCUACUUCUGCCGCGCCGAGAACCUGCUGGCUGUCCGCGAGCUGGAGGUCUACCUCACCGUGAGGACCUCUUCUCCGUACACAGGAGUGAUCCUUGGCAUCUUCAUCGCCGCUCUGAUCGUGGGGUUGGUCGUCAUCGUGGCCAAAACUCUUUACGUCCAGCGCCAUCGGUUCUGCCUCGGCGACGGCUUUGGGCGCAUGGAGGAGGACCAGGGAGACGUGCUGAGUCUGGUGGAGUCGGACGAUGACCAGGUCUUCCAGGACGCCGUCCCCCGGCUCGCCCCGCUGGCCAACCAGACCACGCUGGUCCAGAUCCACCAGAUCCCAUCGAAUGAUCAUGAGGAUGCAGAGACGGACACCAGCCUGCAGGGGGACACUGUGCUAGAGGAGGAGGAGGAAGGGGAGGAGCCAGUGGAUCUUGUAACAUUUUAAGGUUUCGGGGUGUUUUUAGAGACGUGUUUUUUUUUACUUCAGUGAAUAUAAUUACUAUCCAUGAGAAUGUGAACAGAAUUGGUGGAAAAGUCAUUUUAAAAGAAAUGUGUAAAUUUUUUUUUUUUAACGGGGUUUUUUGUAAUUUUUUGUGAUCUUAUUUGUAUGAAGUGUUCGUGCAGCGUUGAGAAUGUGUUGCUCUGAGAUGUGUGCGGUGCAUUAAGCUGUGAUGUCACACCUAGUCUGUGCUUACACCCCCACCCUGGGAUCAUCAUCAGAGGACGAUGACGACCCAGAAUGCAAUGCAACUCUAGCCUUAACCAUUUAAAGAAUGCAGUGCAGUGAGUUGGCUCGUCGUCGUGUGUGCGUAGGUGUGAUGGAGGUUCACUCCCAUGAAGCCACGUCACAGCCAGGUGGACGUGAGGUCUGGCGCAUAGAGAGCCUUACAUAUUUUGUUUUUUUACUCCGUUUAACAAUAUUUUGAGAUGAUUUUGUUCUGUGUAAAUAUUUUAGUCUACAAUCUAAAAAGUGAAAUCACUGACAAUGAAAUAUGUCGUCAUAGGAUACAUCUGUAACCUCUUCAAUUGAAAAUGUUCUUUUAAAAAAAUAUUCCCUUUUUUAAUAAAUAAAUGGAGCUGAAGUUAUUAAACAAGUUGUUUUCAAGUCAAACAUUCAAA